UUUUUUUUUUUUUUUUGUGGUGGUGGUGGUGCUCUGGUGUGUGUGUGUUGUUAUCUAAACCGUUUAGUUUUGGGUGGUUGCGCCUAGAUCUCGAAAGUCAGCGGGGGAAAGCAAGACACCCAAGCGGGGAGGAGAGAAGCGAAGAAAAGGCCGCGGUGGAUCUACUGUUUUGCAGCCGUCCCGGGGAGACGGGCCAUUAGGCAGGGGAGCCAUGGCUCAGAGCUCAGGGAGAGCAGCAGGGCACGGGGGUGUGAACCAGCUCGGGGGGGUGUUUGUGAACGGCAGGCCCCUACCUGACGUGGUGAGACAAAGGAUAGUGGAGCUGGCUCACCAGGGGGUGCGACCCUGUGACAUUUCCAGGCAGCUGCGGGUCAGCCACGGUUGUGUCAGCAAGAUCCUGGGCAGGUAUUACGAGACGGGGAGCAUCAAGCCUGGCGUGAUCGGAGGGUCCAAACCCAAAGUAGCGACCCCCAAAGUAGUGGAUAAAAUCGCCGAGUACAAGAGACAAAACCCGACAAUGUUCGCCUGGGAGAUCCGGGACAGGUUACUGGCCGAGGGCAUCUGCGACAACGACACGGUCCCCAGUGUCUCCUCCAUAAACAGGAUCAUCAGAACCAAAGUUCAGCAACCUUUUCACCCAACACCAGAUGGGAGUGGGACAGGUGUGACUGCACCAGGACAUACUAUCGUGCCCAGCACAGCAUCCCCUCCCGUCUCCAGUGCCUCCAAUGAUCCAGUGGGCUCUUACUCCAUUAACGGGAUCCUGGGGAUUCCUCGGUCGAAUGGCGAGAAGAGGAAACGUGAUGAAGAUGUAUCCGAGGGCUCAGUUCCCAACGGAGAUUCCCAGAGCAGCGUGGACAGUUUGCGGAAGCACCUUCGAGGCGACACUUUCACCCAGCAGCAGCUGGAAGCUUUAGAUCGAGUUUUUGAACGUCCUUCUUACCCUGACGUCUUUCAAACAUCAGAACACAUCAAAUCUGAGCAGGGUAAUGAGUACUCCCUCCCAGCUCUGACCCCUGGUCUCGAUGAAGUCAAAUCAAGUCUAUCCACCUCUGCUAACCCAGACCUGGGGACAAAUGUGUCAGGACCCCAGACGUACCCUGUGGUGACCGAAAACCUCUCCUCUCCCCUCAGUAUAAAGCAAGAGCCUCAUGGAGCCUCUCUCACCCCUUUCACCCCCACCACGCCGGUCGGCUCUGGGCAGGCUGAUCUUCAGCCCUUCCACAUGGCCCUUUCAGACGAUGCGUCCACGCCUUGCUACAGUGCCUUCCUUCAUCAUGGUGCCCACUUUGGGCAGUCCAGCAGCCAGCCUCUGAUAGCAGGUCGUGAUAUGGCAAGCACCACCUUGCCUGGCUACCCACCCCAUGUUCCCCCAACUGGACAAGGCAGCUACCCAACCUCAACUCUUGCAGGAAUGGUUCCUGGGAGCGAGUUCUCAGGCAACCCCUACAGCCACCCUCAGUACACAACCUACAAUGAGGCCUGGCGGUUCAGCAACCCUGCAUUACUAAUGCCACAUCCCGGGGCUCCGCACCUCCCACUGCUGCCGCUGCCUAUGACCGCCACUAGUUACCAUGGAAACCACAUGAAACUACAGGGCGACAGCUUAGGCCUCCACAUUGUACCUGUCUGAUCACCUCCCCCCAUCCCUGGGAAGGGUGAAGAAUUUCUCCAUUCCUCCCCACAGUCCAGUUCCUUCCUCUUCGCCACGAAGGCACCGGACCAAGCGCUCACCACACAAGACUGAGACCCUCACCCUCCCCUUGCCCUCUGCCCCUCUGCUCCCCCCACGCCGGGAAGAGCCUGUGGCCAAGUGGCUUCUCCUGCAGGAGCCCUCCACCACUCCUGGGCAGAGUGCAGCCACACAAAGGCCCCUUAGCUUCCAGGACGUCAGGGGGACUGGGAAGCAAUACAGCUGGCAACCACUGCCUUACAGGACCCCCUUCCAGGACCGGUGAGGGCAGGGAGAACACCACUCAUGAAACACUGUUCCCCAAAGAUACGCUCUUCUGUGGUGGACUCUUCAAUGUGUGCAACAUGUGAUGCUCACCCUGUUUCCCAGGACAGAGGGAACAGUCUGGCUAGAGCAGAGAUGGCAGUACAGAGACCUGGCCCAUCUGGCAAUGAAGAAAAGGACCAAGUACCUAUCUGCACCCCAUGAGGGGUUCUCUGUGCACUUCAUCCCAACUCUCCAGCAUGGCUUCCCCCAUAGUUGGCUGCACCUCACACGUGGUGACUUCACAGGCCAGAGUCGGAAGGAACCUCACACAUACACCCACAAUUUCUGUGACACACAAUCAGCUCAGACAGGAGGAUGGAGCAACAUUUACAAACCAACCGACAAAAUGAAGAAAUAUAUAAAUAGAUAUAUAAAUAUAACUGUGUUUUUAUGCUUUGUCAUGAAGGUCUGUAAAAAGAAAAAAAAAAAAAAAAGAACAAAUCCCAAUUUUCUAAAAAACCCAAGCAAACAAAACCAACAAAAACCCCAAAAUAAUAAUUAAAAAAAACCUACAAAAAUAAAACUCCAAGUCCCAUCCCUCCCCGCCACCUGAAUGGCAGACGAGUUCCUCUGACGUCUGAUGCUCCUCUUUCACUCUAGGGUUUUGUUUCCUUUCUGUUUUGCACUACAAUGGGAUGGUGGUAUUGGAGAGGAUUGGAUGCCAGCUCUACCCCUGUUGCCUCCUUCUCCUCCUCCUUUCCCAAAUCCUGUCUCUGGGGAGCAGUAUGGACAAGUCACAUCUGACAAAGUUACCAAACACAUCAGUCGACAAAAAAGCACUCUGAGUCAACAAACGUUUUCCAUGUCACUGGCUGGCAAACAAAGAAAACAAGCCCAGCUGCGCUCUAGCUGCGCUGUGUGGUGGAAAGUGUGGGGCUUCAUGUGGGCCCAUCUGAUUGCCCUCUGGACAGCUGAGACUGAGAUGGACAAAUUCAGGAUUGGCUGGGAUUAUUGCUUGGUUCCCUAGCCCUUAGCCUCCACUCCUUUUACCUUAACCCCUGUACCUGUGAUGACUUCAGCUCACCCACAUCCUGACUUUCACAAUUUUAGAUAUGCCCAACACCCAUUCUCCGGAUCCCCACUGCUGGUGAUAACAGCCUCAUUAUUCUGUGCCCAACACCCAAUUUCCUAACCACUAUAGCCUUGCUAUAUGGGCCCCCUUCGUUUCCCAGUCCAUCUGCUCAUACACCUACUAAUUUAUAGGCCUCCAUUCAAAGCCGUAUGCCUGCAUCCCACCUGCCAGUCCCAACAUACAGCCCCGUCUUUUCAUCUUCAAUCCUAUAUUGUGUGUCCUAAUAUUUACCCCUUAUCCCAAAUGCUCACUUGAUGAUUCUCUAGGGAUUCUCUGCUCUUUUUGGUUCCCAAGUGACUGGCAAACUCUGUUCUGAAAAAGGCUAACUGUCAAUAGAAACGCUUAUUACUCCUGCAUUGUCAGCAAACUCAUAAACUGUUCCUUGCACUGACACUUCCUAAAAACUACUCAAAGAAAACACGAAGGCAGCUAUAGCCUGUCCCCAGGGUAUCAAGUCUGCCAAAGUAGAUCCUUGUUGUUUUAGAGAGGUUUCAGAUAAAACUCAUGGGCUACUGUCCACGGACAAAGACAGGAUUGAGAAUCAACCCCACCCCCCCCCCCCCAGAGGGCAUAAAACUGAACAGCGGAGUAAUCUGUACAGCCAACAUUAUGUAUAAAAUCCAAAGUUCCAAGCCUCAGAGGAGAUGUGGUUGUGGACUCGGUAUUCUGUCUCCAAGUUUAACUUGUAUGUAUUAAAUCCAUCAUCAGUAAACAGCUGUGUUGAUCCCAAAGGCCCCCUUCACCUAACACUUUUAGCCCUUGCAUGGCUCUAGCUGAUUAUAGGUCUGUGUCUUCUUUAAUGGGGUGCCCAAAUGAUAAUGGUGUUUGGGGAGAUGUUUACAUAGAAGAUAUAGAACUAAAAUCUGUUCCUGUAUAGGAGAAAAUCAAAGAGGUUACUCCUAAUCUAUUGAAAGUGUCAUUCUGCACAUAUUACCUCUGAGUAACCUGCUGCAAAGAGCAGUCACCAAGACCCGAAUUUGGCCUGUUAUCUCAUCUUAUAUGAGAAGAAAUUUCUGAAUAAAUUCUAAAAAAUCUCUUUCACCACUCCUUCUGUUUUCCUCCACAGACAACAAAUAGAUGCUGGACCCUAUUACUAAAGUCUCCCUCUUAGUCUCUCAGUACAGCCUUUGCUCUACAUGUGCACCACCAAGUUUCACUCAGCAGGUGGUCAGAGCAGAGACACUAAAUCACAGGAUGAGGAAGCAGAACCUCAUGAGGAGGCUAGAGAAGACUGUCACACUUCACACUUGACAACUGCAGUCCAGAGGCCACCUCAAGAGAAGCUAGCAGCUCAGAAAUGCUUAUUUUUAUAAUGGCGUUUCACUAAACUUGAGACAUGAGCUUGGGUAUGAAAGCAGGAUGUGGUUGGCUUACUCAUGGCUGGCUUGAUUUGACCCUUGGAGGGCCAAUUCCAUUGGUGGAAUGUUAUUUUUAUCAGUAACUCCACUGAUAAAAGAGGAUUUCCACCAGGCAUGAUUGGUCUGGAAAGUUCAUAAGUAUGGCAUGUAAUUUGACCAGAAAAAUGAAAAGGAAAGCAGAAUUAUGCAAAGGACUGGGCAGUCUAAUCCUCUUCCACCACCAUCUGUAGACCCCAAUGCGAAUGUACUGAAUUACAUUUGCCAAAGAGUUUCUUGUGUUGGUUGUUUUGAUUUACAGUCGGUGGAUGCAUUGUAAAGCAGUAUUAUAGCUAAAGUCUAGUAGCUGACACAGGGAUUUAUGUGGUGAUAUUAUGCAGAAGAAAACCAUCAAUAUUCAUAUAGAUUCCAUUAGACUGGACUAUGCAGGAAACGCAAAAAUUCUACCAAUUAUUUAAUAUUAUGUUAUUUGCAAAAACAAUUGCUGCUUUGUAGGAAGAUAAUGUGUGUAAUGUGAAGGCAAUUCCUCUUGUAAAUAAGUUCACCUCCAUCUUCAUCAUGGUAGUUAUUAAAACAGCCUCGCCUCAUCCUGUAGAUAAGGAACACGCUGUCUGUACUGUGCAAGUCUCGUUGUGCUCACUGAAAACAAAACAAUGUGUUCAAUAAAGCACAGCACAAAUCCAGAA
This is a messenger RNA of Pezoporus occidentalis (night parrot), 5112 nucleotides long. It is a transcript of the gene PAX2, whose product is annotated as paired box 2. Gene Ontology annotation, biological process: anatomical structure development; regulation of transcription by RNA polymerase II. The transcript is spliced from 11 exons. Lineage: Eukaryota; Metazoa; Chordata; Aves; Psittaciformes; Psittacidae. Gene Ontology annotation, molecular function: DNA-binding transcription factor activity, RNA polymerase II-specific; RNA polymerase II cis-regulatory region sequence-specific DNA binding. The record is from RefSeq and is a predicted model, not a curated record. Bases 212 to 1633 code for a protein of 473 amino acids.